This is a messenger RNA of Mirounga angustirostris (Northern elephant seal), 8425 nucleotides long. RefSeq names its product chloride voltage-gated channel 6 (gene CLCN6). Bases 448 to 2988 code for a protein of 846 amino acids. The record is from RefSeq and is a predicted model, not a curated record. Gene Ontology annotation, biological process: chloride transport; transmembrane transport. Gene Ontology annotation, molecular function: voltage-gated chloride channel activity. Gene Ontology annotation, cellular component: intracellular membrane-bounded organelle; lysosomal membrane. The transcript has 23 exons. Lineage: Eukaryota; Metazoa; Chordata; Mammalia; Carnivora; Phocidae.
AGGGGGUUGGCGGAGGGUUCCAGAGCGGCAGUAAAGGAGGGAGAUGGCGGGGUGCAGGGGGUCCCUGUGCUGCUGCUGCAGGUGGUGCUGCUGCUGCGGUGAGCGUGAGACCCGCACCCCGGAGGAGUUGAUUCAGUACAUUGUCCGAUGGAACCUGAAUUUUUUUUCUCCUUUAUCUGGCAUGGGAGAUCUUUGAUGUGUCCUGAAGACAAGAGUGGUUAUUUGGAGAACGUAUCAGUAGAAACGAAGAGCUCAGCUGCGUGACUAUAGAUAGCCACCGACAUCACCCCCACCCCCCCCCCAAUUUUUUUUUUGAGAUCUUGUUCCCAUUUGACCAUCCUCGGAGAAACACAGGAGGAGGAGGAUGAGAUCCUUCCAAGGAAAGACUAUGAGAGUUUGGAUUAUGAUCGCUGUAUCAAUGACCCUUACCUGGAAGUUUUGGAGACCAUGGACAAUAAGAAAGGUCGCAGGUAUGAGGCGGUGAAGUGGAUGAUGGUGUUCGCCAUUGGAGUCUGCACGGGGCUGGUGGGUCUCUUUGUGGACUUCUUCGUACGCCUCUUCACCCAGCUCAAGUUUGGAGUGGUACAGACAUCGGUGGAGGAAUGCAGCCAGAAAGGCUGCCUUGCCCUGUCCCUCCUUGAGCUCUUGGGUUUCAACUUGACCUUUGUCUUCUUGGCAAGCAUUCUUGUCCUGAUCGAGCCAGUGGCAGCAGGUUCCGGGAUACCCGAAAUCAAAUGCUAUCUGAAUGGUGUGAAGGUGCCCGGAAUUGUCCGUCUCCGGACCCUGCUCUGCAAAGUCUUUGGAGUGCUGUUCAGUGUGGCUGGAGGGCUCUUUGUGGGGAAGGAAGGCCCCAUGAUCCACAGUGGAGCAGUGGUAGGAGCCGGCCUCCCCCAGUUUCAGAGCAUCUCCUUACGGAAGAUCCAGUUUAACUUCCCCUAUUUCCGAAGUGACAGAGACAAGCGGGACUUUGUAUCAGCAGGGGCGGCUGCUGGAGUUGCUGCAGCUUUUGGGGCCCCCAUCGGGGGCACCCUCUUCAGUCUGGAAGAGGGCUCGUCCUUCUGGAACCAGGGGCUCACGUGGAAAGUGCUCUUCUGUUCCAUGUCUGCCACCUUCACCCUCAACUUCUUUCGUUCUGGGAUUCAGUUUGGAAGUUGGGGUUCCUUCCAGUUGCCUGGAUUGUUGAACUUCGGCGAGUUUAAGUGCUCUGACUCUGAUAAAAAAUGUCACCUCUGGACAGCUAUGGAUUUGGGUUUCUUCGUCGUGAUGGGGGUCAUUGGGGGCCUCCUGGGAGCCACAUUCAACUGUCUGAACAAGAGGCUUGCAAAGUACCGUAUGCGAAACGUGCACCCGAAACCUAAGCUCGUCAGAGUCUUAGAGAGCCUCUUGGUGUCUGUGGUAAGCACCGUGGUGGUGUUUAUGGCCUCGAUGGUAUUAGGAGAAUGCCGACAGAUGUCUGCUUCGGGUCAAAUCGGUAAUGACUCAUCCCAGCUCCAGGUCACAUCAGAAGAUGUCAACUCAAGUACCAAGACCUUUUUUUGUCCCAACGAGACCUACAACGACAUGGCCACACUCUUCUUCAAUCCCCAGGAGUCUGCCAUCCUUCAGCUUUUCCACCAGGAUAGUACUUUUAGCCCCGUCACUCUGGCCUUGUUCUUCGCCCUCUAUUUCCUGCUUGCAUGUUGGACCUAUGGCAUUUCAGUUCCAAGUGGCCUUUUUGUGCCUUCCCUGCUGUGUGGAGCUGCUUUUGGACGUUUAGUUGCCAAUGUCCUUAAAAGCUACAUCGGCCUGGGCCACAUCUACUCGGGGACCUUUGCCCUGAUCGGUGCCGCAGCUUUCCUGGGCGGGGUCGUCCGCAUGACCAUCAGUCUCACGGUCAUCCUCAUUGAGUCUACCAACGAGAUUACUUACGGGCUCCCCAUUAUGAUCACUCUGAUGGUGGCCAAAUGGACAGGGGACUUUUUCAACAAGGGCAUUUAUGAUAUCCACGUGGGCUUGCGAGGUGUGCCACUCCUGGAAUGGGAGACGGAGGCGGAAAUGGACAAACUGAGAGCCAGUGACAUCAUGGAGCCCAACCUGACCUACGUCUACCCGCACACCCGCAUCCAGUCUCUGGUCAGCAUCCUGCGCACCACGGUCCACCACGCCUUCCCGGUGGUCACUGAGAACCGGGGCAACGAGAAGGAGUUCAUGAAGGGCAACCAGCUCAUCAGUAACAACAUCAAAUUCAAGAAAUCCAGCAUCCUGACCCGGGCUGGCGAGCAACGCCGACGGAGCCAGUCCAUGAAGUCGUACCCGUCGAGUGAGCUGCGAAACGUGUGUGAUGAGCACCUCCCCUCCGAGGAGCCGGCCGAGAAGGAGGACCUCCUGCAGCAGAUGCUGGAGCGAAGAUACACUCCCUACCCCAACCUAUACCCUGACCAGUCCCCGAGCGAAGACUGGACCAUGGAGGAGCGCUUCCGCCCUCUGACCUUCCACGGCCUGAUCCUGCGGUCACAGCUCGUCACCCUGCUCGUCCGAGGAGUUUGUUACUCGGAAAGUCAAUCAAGUGCCAGCCAGCCGCGCCUUUCCUACGCCGAGAUGGCUGAGGAUUAUCCACGGUACCCCGACAUCCACGACCUUGACCUGACGCUGCUAAACCCGCGCAUGAUUGUGGAUGUCACCCCGUACAUGAACCCUGCGCCCUUUACUGUUUCACCUAACACGCACGUCUCCCAAGUCUUCAACCUGUUCAGAACGAUGGGCCUGCGGCACCUGCCCGUGGUGAACGCCGUGGGAGAGGUGAGUCUGACUUCCCACUGUGCCCGCAGCCACGCCUGCCUUCCAGAAAGGACCCUGCCCCCGCUGCGUGUGAGUCAGGGCUUCCCAACCAGCAGGGUUUCUCGGACUAAAAGCUUUUCUGCCCACUCUGCCUCCUGUGUGUUUCUGACGUACACUCUCCACUCGGCCGGCAGGUGUCGCCAGGGUCACAGCUGCUGCGGAAGAGCGUAGGGCAGGCGUCCCCAGUGUUCCUCUCCUUCACCCUCCAUCAGACCUGCGCCUCCUGAGGCGGGGUCCACUCCCCACCCGCGCUGGGCAUUUAUGACGUUAAAUGAGAGAAUUUCAAGCAAAAUGCUUAGAGAGUUUUAUUUGAUUUGAUUUUAUUUUUUUUUAAUUUUUUUUUAAGAUUUUAUUUAUUUAUUUGACAGAGAGAGACACAGCGAGAGAGGGAACACAAGCAGGGGGAGGGGGAGAGGGAGAAGCAGGCUUCCUGCGGAGCAGGGAGCCCGAUGCGGGGCUCGAUCCCAGGACCCUGGGAUCAUGACCUGAUCCGAAGGCAGACGCUUAACGACUGAGCCACCCAGGCGCCCCGCUUAGAGAGUUUUAAAAGAUCCAACUACGUAUAACUAGUAAUCAGUGCUGCAGACUUUCCUGGUUUUCUUUUUUCUUAGAACUCCAUUGUUUUCUUCAUUACACAGUUAUCGUGUGGUUGUUUAAAAAAAGAAAAGAAAAUAUAGAGAAGCAGAAUACAAACAAAAAAUAAAUACCAGCCCUUAGCUCCUUUGUCUUUUUUCCUCUGCAUCUACAAGUAGAGAUUUUACGUGUCCUGUCUUUUUUUUUUUUUUAAGAUUUUAUUUACCUGACAGACACAGUGAGAAAGGGAACACAAGCAGGGGGAGUGGGAGAGGGAGAAGCAGGCUUCCUGCUGAGCAGGGAGCCUGAUGCAGGGCUUGAUCCCAGGACCCCGGGAUCAUGACCUGAGCCGAAGGCAGAUGCCCAAUGACUGAGCCCCCGAGGCACCCUGUCACGUGUCCAGUCUUAAUGAGGGCAUUGUCACCACCUGUACUAACACCCUCGUGGUUUGUGUGACCUGUAGGAGAUGCCUUUCCGUGGCAGGAAACAUUCGCUUACGGUAUUUUAACGGGCUCGACGGCAUCCCACUGGCCGGCUGUCCACUGACUUAUCCAGCCGUCCUCUGUAGGGGGACAUGUAGCUAAACAUCACUGCCGUGAUCAUCCUCUUGAGGCUUUUGCUGUUUGUCACCAAGUCGCCCUUCAGGAAGCGAAACCUCUCUAGACAGGGACCUCCGGCAGAACGCUGGCCCGGCCCAGCCUGUUCUUCUGUGGGCGUAGUUACAGUGGGUCCAGCUGUGUUCCUUGAAACACGAGCACACGGGAGGUUCGAAAACAGUUUCUGGUGCUCAGCACCCGCGUCACUAAGACAUGAGCAGCGGCGGCUGCAACAGCUGUGAAGACCUCUGACUUCCACAGCGUCCCUCCCUUCUGACCCCAUCUGCCUGGAGAUGGCAUCAGAUCCUGCACAUUAAGGGUUCAGCCCCAUAAGACAGCCCCCCCCCUCCUCUUCGGAUGCCAAUCAAAAGUCCAGGUUGUCACCUGGGGUUCUGGCCAGGUGCCUGUAAAUUGGAGGUUCCCAUGAUCUGCUUCUAGAACUCAGGAAAACAGUUUACUUACCAGCUGAAAGGAUGUGACCCAGGAACGGCCAGAUGGAAGAGAUGCAGGGGGCAGGUGUGUGGGAAGGGGUGCCAGGCUUCCACACCCUCUCUGGCACACUGCCCUCCUGGCACCUUCCGUGUUCACCAGUGUGGAGGCUCCCCACACCCCACAGUUCAGGAACUUUGUUGAUGGCUUCAUUGUGUAUGUCCAUGGGAUUGAUCACAUCAUGGCCACGGGUGAUUGAUUCAACCUUCCCCGCCCACAGAUGGGGGUUGGGACUGGAAGAGCCAGUCCUCUAGCCACAUGGUUGGUUGCCCUGGCAACUAGCUUCCAUCCUUCGGGACUUUCUAAAAGUUUAUCAUUCACAUAAACUCAGGUAUAGUUGAAAGGGGCUCAUUAUGAAUGGUAAAGGAUGCCGUUCUUACUCGUCACUUAAUUCCCAGAGUUUUUAGAGCUUGUGCAGGAACUAGGAUGAAGACCAAACACGUAUUUCCUGUUAUAAGUCACUGUAUCACAAGGACUCAGGUAUUUAUGAGCCGCAGUGGGGUCGCGGGGUCUCGGCUGCUCGGGAACCGGCAUUGGGCUGCGUCUCUUGCGUGCAUGCUUGAAGCAAGCGGCGGGUGAUGGGAACUGAGGCGGCUAGUGAGCGUGUGCCCUGUUGAAAAAGACAUUCAAAUUCAGAGUUUAGCUGGCCUGACUAAAAUUUCUCUUGGAGCUGAAUUUGUCCCCUUGGCCUCCAGGUGACGAGCCCUAGUUACCUGUUGAUCUCCUUGUCAUCUGGAGACUGGGUAGCCUUGAAGUGCGCAGCGUGGCCAGCUUGAUACGUCUGUCCCAGCGCUCUGCGGGACGGGCCUCUGUCGCCUCUGCUUACGGUGCCUCUCAGGGCCAGCCCUGUCCGCUCCGGUCCUGCCCCAGCGGGUUUGCUCUGCAGGUGACGGGGGUCUUUUCCUCCUUGUCCUAGAUCGUUGGGAUCAUCACUCGACACAACCUGACCUACGAAUUCCUGCAGGCCCGGCUGCGGCAGCAUUACCAGACCAUCUGACGGCCCAGCGCGGCCCCGCUGCCACACGCCAGCCUGCCCUGUCCCGGAGCUGCCCAGGGAGGCGGCUUGCUCGUGCCCCGUCGCCACGGCCGGCUGGGGCUGUUCCAGGACGCGGAAGAGUCCCACUCACCCACUCGCUCAGAAGCCUCCAGUCAUCGAACACUUCGCCGGUCAGCCGUCCUGGGGAUGGUGUUGAACCGCGAGAGCCUGGGCCUGUCUGACUUUCUCAGCAAGUAUCUUCCUGUUUCCUGCUCCCCGCUCUCCUGCCGUCCAGCAUGGGCCCCGGCCCCAGGCCCCUCCACCGCACACGUGCCAGGACCAGAGGGGGCGUCAGGCCUCGGCCACCAGGGAGUGACGCCCAGAGCAGUUUUCCUGCCCCCUCCUGCUGCUCUCCUACGGAACCCAACUGUUGCCUUCAGCGGACAGGAGGGGCUCUGCCAAGGCAGGUGCUGGGGCUAAGGCCAGCUGCAAAAUGCAGUGAAUUACCAAAUUUAGGGACUGAGCCACUGAGCUCACCCAUGUUUCAGGGGGGCCCUCCUGCGUCGGGACUCUGGACAGGCGCACCGGUUCAUUUGAAGGGAAACACGGCUUCCUGGGGGAGCUGCUGCUCUGGGCUUGCCCCCGUGGUCACAGCCUCCUCGGAAGCGCCACCCUCCAGGAGCACAAGUCCCAUGGACCGUCCCUGAAGGAGAAGCCUGACGAGAUGCUCCGACUUACAGCCACCCUAGUCUUUAGCAUUUCGGCUUCUCUCCUGGUGACUUGUGUUUUCCACGGUCCGUCCCUCGUUCCUCCCCUCUGCACUGAGUUACUAACUUCCCCGUGAGUUCUUACACGUGUCUUCCUGGUGAGGCAGCCACAGCCCAGGUGUCCCCCCCACCACCACCACCACCAUUAGCUAAAAGCAGGGCACCCCGUGAUAAAACUGCUCGACCCGACUCUGGGCAACGGAACAGUUACCUCCGAGACGGACAGAAGCCAGUCCUGCGCCAGCGAACACUACGGCACGUGAUGUGGCCGAGAAGCCAGGGUUAGGACUGGCUUAUUCCAGGAGGAGGGCGUGUCCCCGUCACACGCCUGUCCACCCCCCUGCUGCUGCUAGCCAUCCCCAGCCCACUGAGGGGCCCAGACGUGGAAACUGUGCUGCCAGGGGGCUGGGUUGGGAGGGACACCCACCAGCACGUGCCCCAAGGCCUGAGCAUGAACCCCGGGAAGGAAGCCUCUCUGUCUCUCCAGGCCGGGGGGCCCUCUCUGACCAGGCCCCCAAAGUGAACACUUGGGGGUUGGGUAUUUCGCGCUUACUUUCCUCCUAACCUCUGCUCCCCCCCUACUUGCAUCCACACCCUAGGCCCGUUGCUGUGCAGCCCUGUGACAGAUGCGCUUUGGGACCCAAGAUGGCAUUCAUUUGCAUUUAAGCUUAUGUUGGGCUUUGGUGUGUGUGAACCGUGGCAGUUCCCCAAGAGCAUGGCCUGCCCUCGACAACGCCGUCCGUCCUCUUACCCUCUGCCUCCAGGCUGAUGUCUCUUGCCAGGACGGCCAUGCAGCCUGGGGGUGGGUGCACGUCUUGGCAUGGCCAGCCCAGGUCCUGUGCUCAGCACGCUCUGCUCCCCUAAGUGAGGGGGCUGCUUCAGGUCUUUUCCACCUGACUGCGGCCCCACCCACACUCCAUCCUUUCUAUUUUCUUAUCUCUUUGACCAAAAAUACUUUGCCUUCUAAAUGUUUCAGCUUCCUUGGAUGCAUUUGACUUGUGAAAUGUGGAGGGGACCCCCAGUAAGUCGUUGGGGAAAUCACAAGGACCAAAAAGGCAAACCCUUCUAAAGGUGAUUGUGUUCAGCCCGCUGCCACUUUAUUUUAAGGCAGCCUUCAGAGCUUGGCCACAUUAUUCCUUCCUUUUAUUACAAGGGACACCAGUUGCCCAAGUCAGGAGAAUGUGGGGACCGCCCGUCACAGAAACGGAAUCCCCUCUUCCCACCCCUCAGUGAAAUUGGCAGAACUAAGGUCCUGCGGGGGAAGCCUCUGGCCUCCAGGGCUCUGGGGUCAUUAGCUGCCUGCCUCGAGGCCGCCCUGGGUGAUGGUGUUGGACUUUACCCCUUGUGCACAUCCAGUGCCCAGAUACUUCAUUGCCACUGAAUAGCCCAGAGGUGGCUGGCAGAACACACACACCCCCUGCCCGUGAACUGACUGCACGGCGGCGAGGUCGCAGACACAGGCCUCUCCGGAAAGGCACGUUGCUUCUUGUCCUCUACCGGCGUCUGCCCUUAUCAGAUAAGCCCAAAGACAACCACUGCCCCACUCGUAACAAAUAACUGGAAGCCUCACUCUGAUAGUUAGAAACCCACGUUGUCCACAUCCCACCUGUUACCAGCCCCGUCGCCCCCUGGUGGUAGGGUACGUGCGUGCGCGUGCUUGCGUACCCCCCACACACGCACACAAGCCAGAGGGGGCUCUGGGGGGCUAGAGACGGUUUGCUGUGUGCCUGCCGUCUCCCGCUUGGUGUUUCACGUUCCCCAGCCGAGGAGCCUGGGAGGUAGGGAGCCAGAGUCCCUCCCGGCCGUGGGACCUUGGCAGUCGGGAAGGAUUUGCUCAUGACCUUGUUUAACGAACGGUUCCUGGCUCGGAUGGACGCUUGCUUGCUUGACCCAACCAACUAUAUGACGUUUCUGAUGCAAAAUUGUGUAGUGACAUGACCGACGGAAAGAAAGAAACCUCUGGAAAGGCCAGAAGCGCUGUCCCGGGCCCUGUAGCAUUGAUGUGCAGUAUUACCCCACGGCUCCCGAACGUGGCAGGCUUCUUUCUGUUCAGACUGUUGGUUUAGAUAGUAAUACUAGCUACUUCUGUUGGGUACAUAUGUUGUAUUUUUUUUAAUUUGCAAAAUUCUAUUUUUAUUUGAACUUUUGGAACUUGGGAAGUUCUCAUUGUAACCGUAACGUGUCAGAAUAAAGUGUCUUCAUCUGUC